AUUAUCAGUACAUUUUGAUUACAAGGUCCACGGAUUCAGCGGUUAUUAUUUUGUUAGAGUAUUAAUAGGAUUUUUACUUGAAUAGGAAAAUACUCUUUGAAAAAAAUGCAUCACCUUCAACAAAUAAACUACUCUCUACAAGCAAUGGAUGUUGAAGAAGCAGAUAAUCAAGUUUUAUCUUCACUUGUCUCUCUCAAUACCAUGGUUUGUCAGCAGAAUCAAGCUUUUUCUCUUGAAGAUCUUGCUUGGGUUGAUUCCUGCCUAAAUAAGGAUUCCGAUAUUUCAGAAACUGAUUGGUCCCCUCUCAGGGAUGCUUUGUUACAAAUUUCUCAAUCAUUUAGGGUGGAUGGUAGACAAGACAAUGAAAGUCACCUAUACAGUAAGGAGAAAAACAUUACUUCACAACAUAUUCAAGAAUCUUCGACUUCUAAUGCAAAUUGCUUACAAAAACGCCCUUCAACAUAUAAUGUUGAGCUAAUAAGAAGGGCUAAUGAAACAAGCACUGAUGAAAUUCUAGAGGAUGAAUUGGCUGGGACGACUAUGUCGUCUUCAACUUUCCAAGGAGAUCCUUUUUUGCCAACUUAUAAUGAAGACCUAAAGCCAACUUAUGAGAUGGAACAUGCAUCUGAGAAUGUUUUCCAAGUCUGGGAUUUGGAUAGUGCAACUGAUGAGAUGGAGGAGGCAUCUGAUAAUAUCUUCAAAGUAUGGGAUUUGGACAUUCCAGUUGAGGAAGGUGAACUUGUUAAACAGUUGAAGAAAGCCUUAUUAGAGAAUUCUUUGAAGACAACGGUGCCAUCUGUUUUUCAUGAUUCAGAAAAAGGGAAAGACUUGAAGGAAGGGUCGCUUGAUGUUCUUAUUGCUGACAAGGACUUGAAUGAAGGGCCACUUGAUGAUCUUAUUGCUGGCAUUGCUGACUUGUCUUUAAAUAAAAAAGUUUAGCUUUCCUUCAUUUGUUUUUGUUUAGAUUCUAGUCUUUUUCACUCUAUAUCUAAAGCAAUGUGUUUGAUGUUAUCUGUCAUUUGAUGUAUAGCGAUUAUUACAUUACAAAGAUGCACAAUUAAACUUUUUAUAGCUA
Molecule: messenger RNA, 1075 nt
Organism: Vicia villosa (hairy vetch)
Lineage: Eukaryota; Viridiplantae; Streptophyta; Magnoliopsida; Fabales; Fabaceae
Exons: 2
Coding region: 106-939 (277 amino acids)
Source: RefSeq, a predicted model, not a curated record